AUGAGCGGAGGCGGGGAGCCGCCAGCGGGCGGGGGGGCGGCGGCGGAGAGCGGCUCGGAGGGCGGCGGAGGCCCCACCUGCAAGAUCUGCCUCCAGGACGCCGAGCAGGGGGAAUUGUUGAAUCCCUGUCGCUGUGAUGGCUCCGUGCGCUACACACAUCAGCUUUGCCUGUUGAAAUGGAUCAGUGAAAGAGGGUCCUGGACCUGUGAACUCUGCUGUUACAGAUACCAGGUCACAGCCAUUAAAAUGAAAAAGCCAUGCCAGUGGCAAAGCAUUACCGUCUCCCUGGUUGAGAAAGUGCAGAUGAUUGCUGUCAUUUUAGGAACCCUGUUCUUAGUAGCCAGUGUGACAUGGCUGCUGUGGUCUGCCUUCAGCCCUUAUGCUGUAUGGCAAAGGAAAGACAUCCUUUUCCAGAUCUGCUAUGGAAUGUAUGGGUUUAUGGAUCUAGUGUGUAUAGGCCUGAUUGUACGUGAAGGUGCCUCAGUAUGCAGAGUCUUUAAGCGCUGGAGAGCUGUCAAUCUACAUUGGGAUGUGCUGAAUUAUGACAAAGCGACUGACCUCGAAGAGAGCAACCCAGGAGAGUCCUCUGCAGCGAGGACUUUGUGGUUACCACUAAAUGCAUUUCGAAACAGGAGUCUGGUCCAUCCAACACAGUUAACCUCCCCACGAUUUCAGUGCAGCUACGUCUUGCUACAUCUCUUCAGUCGAAUGAGACCUCAGGAAGAUUCUGUGGAAGAUGACAGCUCGGGAGAAAUUGUCAUGAGAGUGACUUCUGUGUAACCAUUCUGGUUGCGGUGCUCUGCACACAAAGUGUUUUCAGAACUCCCUUACAAGUAUUCUAGAAUGUAGUUAAAUGGAAAGGUGAAACCAUAGCACAUAAAAGUGUAUAAACUUUUUAAAUUUUGUUUUUAUAAGAUCAGUUAAAUUGCAAAUACAUUUUCCUGGAAAAGGUCUCUUUCUUUU
Molecule: messenger RNA, 963 nt
Organism: Heteronotia binoei (common prickly gecko)
Lineage: Eukaryota; Metazoa; Chordata; Lepidosauria; Squamata; Gekkonidae
Gene: MARCHF11
Product: membrane associated ring-CH-type finger 11
Exons: 4
Coding region: 1-780 (259 amino acids)
Biological process (GO): protein ubiquitination
Molecular function (GO): zinc ion binding; ubiquitin-protein transferase activity
Source: RefSeq, a predicted model, not a curated record